Messenger RNA from Cyprinodon variegatus (sheepshead minnow), 1483 nucleotides. RefSeq names its product zinc finger protein OZF-like. The record is from RefSeq and is a predicted model, not a curated record. NCBI's taxonomy places the organism in Eukaryota, Metazoa, Chordata, Actinopteri, Cyprinodontiformes, Cyprinodontidae. Bases 88 to 1158 code for a protein of 356 amino acids. Gene Ontology annotation, molecular function: DNA-binding transcription factor activity; RNA polymerase II cis-regulatory region sequence-specific DNA binding. The transcript has 2 exons. Gene Ontology annotation, biological process: regulation of transcription by RNA polymerase II.
UAAACCAGAAAGGAUCACUGUGUUCGUCAGCAGAGCUAGCUGUAGCUUUGUUUGAUUACAGGUUUGAUUUGUGACUUUGCAGCAAAAAUGUCUUCGGCUCAGUCUCUGAGACAUUUUAUCACAGAGCGACUGACCGCUGCUGCUGAAGAAAUAUUCGCAGAGUUUGAUAAAACCAUCGUUCGGUACGAGGAAGAGCUGGAUCGCCAGCGAAAACUGUUGGAAUUCUGCUGGAACCCACAAAUAAAGCUACAGAGAAUAGACCUCCCACAGCAUCGUUUCUGGAGAAACCAAGAGGAUUUAAGGGAUCAGCAGGUCUACAAUCAGGAUAACUCAGGUUUGCAUCAAGAGGAACCAGAAUCGUUCCAAACGAUGGAGAGCCUUGAAGAUCUAGAACCUGAACAGAUGCAAGAAAAGCAAGAUGAACAAGAAUUUUGUCAUAUCAAAGAGGAACAGGAACAACAGCAACUUCUACAAAUAAAGGGUGAACAGGAGGAACUCUUUAUUGGUCUAGAGGAAGAGCAGCUUGAAAUGAAGCAGAUGACAAAUAAUUUUAUGGAAAUUCCUUCUUAUGAGGAAAGAGUCCACAGGGAACCAGACCCAGAUGUGGACCACCUCCUUGUCCAAACAUCAUCUGAUGCUGAUAACCAAAUUCAGGAAGAGAUAGAUCAUUAUGACACAAAAUCAAGGAAAGAAACACAAAAGAAUAAUGGGCAUCAGACAAUCAGUGGUCAGAGUGAUGAUGUACACAGUCCAAGUUUAACAAAACAGCAGAAAACAAACAUUAAUAGGAAUCUGUCGUCUUGUAACAUUUGUGGGAAAUCUGUUGUUAGGGGGACUUUAACUGACCAUAUUAGAACUCAUACAGGUGAGAAGCCUUUCAUAUGUUUGACUUGCGGAAAACGGUUUUCUCAAAAAGGAACUUUGUUUAGGCACAUUAAAAUCCAUACAGGUGAGAGGUCUCACUCAUGUUCAAUUUGUGGAAAAAGUUUUAUUCAGCGAUUUAAUCUGACACGCCAUAUCAGAACUCACACACGUGAGAGCCCUUUCUCUUGUUUGACCUGUGGGAAACGUUUUAGUGAUCAAUUGUGUUUCACUUAUCACAUGCGAUCUCAUGGAAGUGACAUUGAACGUGAGUCUGAUAUGUGGACAAGAGUUUAGUGAAAGGAGUUCUUUAUUUCAUCACAGCAGAAAUCACAUGAUAAAAGCCUCGCUCAUGUAGGACCCUUUAUAUGAAAACUCAACAGGUUAUUCUUUUGAAUUUUGUCAAGUUUUUUAGAUUUUAAAAAUUGCCAAAAAAACAGCAAGAGGAAUGUUAAGGCUAGGAUAAACAUAUAUGUAUUUUUGUUUUGCUUCUGUUUGGAUUAAAAGUUUUACUGAUGGUGUCUGAAGAUUAUUGUACAAAUAUAUUCUGCAUAACACAUGAUUUUUAAUUAAUGCUGCUGGCUGACUUAUCUUUUUCCACUUUUGGUCACACCAGCAGGGA